Rotaria sordida is the source of this 837-nucleotide messenger RNA. NCBI's taxonomy places the organism in Eukaryota, Metazoa, Rotifera, Eurotatoria, Philodinida, Philodinidae. The record is from the annotation of a GenBank genome assembly.
AUGGCUACCUUGGUUUUCUACCCCCAAAUAACAUAUUUUCGACAGGCUAUUACUGAUUCAAAACAUUAUGUAUGUCUCUCCUCUGAUGGUUAUAAUAAACAAUUACCCAUAUUGAAUUUCAUUGGUACUGUUAAAUUACAUGGUACCAAUGCUGCUAUUGGCUACUUAAAAGGUUUCGGCUACUGGUGUCAAUCACGAAAUUGUGUGAUCACACCUGAUAAAGAUCAUGCCGGUUUCACUGAACAGAUUUUCCCUUUCGCAGAUGAAUUUUUCAAUGUUUAUGUUCUUCCUCAUUGUCCAACAAUUCGUGAACAUUAUCAACGUGGUGAUAGAAUCGUCAUUUUUGGUGAAUGGUGCGGUGGAAAUAUUCAAAAAAAUGUAGCUAUUUGUGGUCUUCCAACUAUGUUUGUUAUCUUUAAAGUGAGAAUCGUCAAUCAAUUAACAAAAAAAAGAACAAAUGCCAAUAUAAACAAUGAAGAGCAACAAGAGACACAUUCAAGAACUUUUUGGCUUGACCCAAAAGAAUGGGCAAAUAUAAAAUGGCAUGAACAUUCUAUUUAUAAUAUUUACGAUUUUCCAACUUACACAAUUGAAAUCAACUUUAAUCAACCAAAACUUUCACAGGAUGCACUGACAAAAAUUACUGAGGAAGUCGAACGCCAAUGUCCUGUAGGUGCUUAUUUUAAUCGAGUAGGCAUUGAUGAAGGUGUAGUAUGGACUGAAUGGACUAAUACUGGAGGUGAUCUUACUUUCAAAGUUCUAAAUAACACUAAUCAAGCUGGUGCUGGAAACGUUGCUGGUGGUGGUAGGCAGUGCUUAAGGACAAUAUUUUUUUAA